GUCAUGUUACACAUCAAACACACAGGAACCUGGAAACCCUUUUUUGGGAUUCCACUUAGAAAAAAUGGGUUCCCUGAAAAUUCAAUUGCUUGUUAUUUUCUUCAUCUGUGCAUCACUCACAUGCCUCUGUUUCAGCCUACCAAGGGAGUACUCAAUACUGGAUCAUGAUGGCCUGGACAGCGCUCUUUCAGAGGAACGAGUCAUCGAGCUCUUCCAACGAUGGAGGGAGAAGCAUAAAAGGGUGUACGAGCAUGAACAGGAGGCGGAGAAGAGGUUCGAUAUUUUCAGGAGGAAUUUGAACUACAUAAUAGAGAAGAAUGCAAGGAGAGAGUCGCCGUCCAAUGCUCACCGCCUGGGAUUAAACAGGUUUGCUGACAUGAGCAAUGAGGAGUUCAGGGAGGUUUACUUGUCAAAGGUGAAGAAGCCCUUCAACAAGAAGAGCAACACUCUUAUAAGUAGGAACAUGCAGCAAAAAUUGCGAUCUUGUGACGAUGUUCCUUCGUCCUUGGAUUGGAGGAACAAGGGGGUUGUGACCGGCGUUAAGGACCAGGGCUCUUGCGGAAGUUGUUGGUCAUUCUCCUCGACUGGUGCUAUGGAAGGAAUAAACGCCAUAGCCACUGGUGACCUAAUUAGCCUUUCGGAACAAGAACUUGUGGAUUGUGAUACGACCAAUUAUGGCUGUGAAGGAGGUUAUAUGGACUAUGCUUUUGAAUGGGUAAUAAGCAAUGGUGGGAUUGAUACAGAAUCUGAUUAUCCCUACACGGGUGUGGAUGGUACCUGCAACAUCACUAAGGAGGAAACCAAAGUUGUAACCAUUGACGGCUAUGAAGAUGUGGCAGAAUCAGACAGUGCUCUCUUGUGUGCUACUGUUCAGCAACCCAUUAGUGUGGGUAUGGAUGGUUCUGCACUGGACUUUCAGCUAUACACAAGUGGUAUCUACGAUGGUGACUGUUCAAGUGAUCCUGAUGACAUUGACCAUGCAGUCUUAAUAGUGGGCUAUGGUUCUGAAGAUGGUGAGGAUUAUUGGAUAGUGAAGAAUUCAUGGGGGACAGACUGGGGAAUGGAGGGAUACAUAUACAUAAGAAGGAACACCAAUUUAACAUAUGGAGUCUGCGCCAUUAAUGCCAUGGCUUCCUAUCCAACUAAAGAGUCUUCUUCACCUUCUCCUUAUCCAUCCCCAACUCCUCCACCACCACCCGUGACACCACCACCGCCACCACCACCGCCACCUCCUUCUCCUACACCAAGUGAAUGUGGAGACUUCUCCUAUUGUCCUAGUGAUGAGACGUGCUGCUGCAUAUUUGAAUUCUAUGGUUUUUGCCUGAUCUAUGGUUGCUGUCCAUAUGAGAAUGCCGUUUGCUGUUCCGGAACUGAGUUCUGCUGCCCAAGUGAUUAUCCCCUUUGUGAUAUCGAAGAAGGGCUCUGUCUCAAGAACUAUGGAGAUUACUUGGGUGUAGCUGCAAGUAGGCGGAAAAUGGCUAAACACAAGUUACCAUGGUCCAAACUAGAACUAAAAGAGGAGGAGUACCAACCUCUCCAGUGGAAGAGGAAUCGGUUUGCUGCAUUACGCUGAGAGAGUUAAUGGAUUUCUAUGAAGUUUGCAGGUCGUUACUCAUACUAUUUCAAUUUCUUCAAAAGGCUGCAGCAUUGUGUAAUUCUUCUUUACGGGUUUUUAUGGCUUUUGAACAUAUGCUGUAAGCAAAACCAGAUACUUCCUCUUGAUGAUGUGUCUGAAACAACAUUUUCAUUUAUUACAAUUAUGUCCACUUGAUUUUUCCAAGUUCAUAGCACAACAUUCAAAGCAGCAAAGACGUUCUGGUCCAGGCAUUGUAAUGUACCCAAAUGGUAAUCAAGUGAUCUGUUAUACAA
Carya illinoinensis is the source of this 1869-nucleotide messenger RNA. RefSeq names its product low-temperature-induced cysteine proteinase-like. Gene Ontology annotation, molecular function: cysteine-type endopeptidase activity. The transcript has 5 exons. The coding region runs from base 65 to 1573 and encodes 502 amino acids. Gene Ontology annotation, cellular component: lysosome. The record is from RefSeq and is a predicted model, not a curated record. Lineage: Eukaryota; Viridiplantae; Streptophyta; Magnoliopsida; Fagales; Juglandaceae.